Molecule: messenger RNA, 423 nt
Organism: Lactuca saligna
Lineage: Eukaryota; Viridiplantae; Streptophyta; Magnoliopsida; Asterales; Asteraceae
Source: the annotation of a GenBank genome assembly
AUGAAUGACCAACGGCGAUACGGAAUGUUGAUGCCUGGAGCAUCGCGAUUUAAGCGCAAGGAGAGGGAAUCAGUUUAUCCAGCGAAACGAUCACCACUAGCACCACCACCACCACCACCACAGAAGCUGACACAGGCGACAGUUGCCUCAUCUACGGCUUCUAAAGGAAGUAAAGGAAUGGAAGCGAUGUCAUCGAACAAACUUUUAGCUGGUUACAUGGCUCACGAGUUUCUUACGAAAGGAACUCUAUUAGGACAGAAGCUCGACGGAGGAGCUGCGGUGAGAGGGAAAACAGAGGCGAACGGAAAUGAAACUUACAAAGAGAUCACGAGUUUGCUGAUGAUGAAACCCGAUGGAGGUGGAGGAGCUCGUAUACCUGGAAUCGUGAAUCCUACACAGCUUGCUCGUUGGAUUCAGAUGUAA